Molecule: messenger RNA, 1771 nt
Organism: Sorex fumeus (smoky shrew)
Lineage: Eukaryota; Metazoa; Chordata; Mammalia; Eulipotyphla; Soricidae
Gene: BMP6
Product: bone morphogenetic protein 6
Exons: 7
Coding region: 32-1318 (428 amino acids)
Biological process (GO): SMAD protein signal transduction
Cellular component (GO): extracellular region
Molecular function (GO): growth factor activity; cytokine activity
Source: RefSeq, a predicted model, not a curated record
GCGCCUCGGGCCGAGGCGGGGCGGCGCGGGGAUGCGGGCGCCGGGCCGCCGCGCGCGCUGGCUGUGCUGGUGGUGGGGGCUGCUGUGCGGCUGCUGCGCGCCCCCCGCGCUGCCCGGCGCGCUGGCCGCCGCGCCGCCCGCGCCGCCCGCGCCGCCCGCCGCCCCCGGCCCCCCGGCGCGGCGCCUGCGGACGCACGAGAAGCUUGAGAUGCAGCAGGAGAUCCUGGCGGUGCUGGGGCUCCCGCACCGGCCGCCCGCGCCCCCGCGCCCCGGGCCGCUGCCCUCGGCGCCGCGCUUCAUGCUCGACCUGUACCGCAGCCUGGCGGCCGCCGACGGCGCCGAGCGCGCGCGGCACGGGCUGGUGCGCGCGGGUUCCCCGGCGGGCGCGCACGGGAGCGCCUUCCUGCAGGACGCCGACAUGGUGAUGAGCUUCGUCAACCUGGUGGAGCACGACGAGGACCUGUCCCCGCGCCCACGCCACCACCGGGCCUUCAAGUUCAACCUGUCCCAGAUCCCCGAGGGCGAGGCCGUGACGGCCGCCGGGUUCCGCAUCUACAAGGACUGCGUGGCCGGCGGCUUCAAGAACCAGAGCUUCGUGGUCAGCGUCUACCAGGUCCUGCAGCCGCAGCCGCACAGGGAGCCCGCCCUGUUCCUGCUGGACAGCCGCCCGGUGUGGGCCUCCGAGGAGGGCUGGCUGGAGUUCGACAUCACGGCCACGGGCGACCUAUGGGUGGCCGCCCCUCAGCACAACCUGGGGCUGCAGCUGGGCGUGGCCACGCAGGACGGCCUGGGAGUCCACCCGCACGUGGCGGGCCUGGUGGGCAGGGCCGGCCCCGACGACAAGCAGCCCUUCCUGGUGGCCUUCUUCAAGGUGAGCGAGAGCCGCGUGCGCACGGCCCGCUCCGCGCCCCGCCGGCGCCCACACACUCGCUCCCGCCCGGGCACCGCCCAGGACACAUCCCGGGUCAGCAGCGUGGCCGAUCCCGGCAGCAGCGAGCUGAGAGCGGCCUGCAGGAGGCACGAGCUGUACGUCAGCUUCCAGGACCUGGGCUGGCAGGACUGGAUCAUCGCGCCCAAGGGCUACGCCGCCAACUACUGUGACGGGGAGUGUUCGUUCCCGCUCAACGCGCACAUGAACGCCACCAAUCACGCCAUCGUGCAGACGCUGGUGCACCUGAUGAACCCCGAGUACGUGCCCAAGCCCUGCUGCGCACCCACCAAGCUCAACGCCAUCUCCGUCCUGUACUUCGACGACAGCUCCAACGUGAUCCUGAAGAAGUACCGAAACAUGGUGGUGAGGGCGUGCGGCUGCCACUAGGACCCGCCCUGGCCCGGCCGGAUGGCCCCCAAGGCCCACCCAGAGCCGAUGGGUCUCGUGUCCUGCCUGGGGGGGGACACUGGGUCUCGCUCCUCAGAGAUGACGCUCUUGGCCAGACCACCACCCUGUGGAUUUCUUGGGUGUGGAGGGGACGCGCCCGGGCACUCAGGCCAGCUCUGGGGGGCCCGGGACCCCAGCUGAGUGGCCGCCUGGGAUCCAGGGCAGAACCUCGUGAGAGGGUGGAGCACCGUCCACGAACCCAAAUCCGUUUUUCUCGUAGGAACACAGCCGAAACUGUAGACUAUUUUUUAAACGUCUUUUUUCACGACCGUGUACUGGCAACCCGAUUUCAUGAUUAAAUGACACGUUUACGAGCUCUGCUGGCACGCACACCUUUCUUUUGGAAAUAUAGACGAGAGUUUAUUGUUUGUUUAUCACUGUUUCUGUCACGUU